This is a messenger RNA of Staurois parvus, 278 nucleotides long. The record is from the annotation of a GenBank genome assembly. Lineage: Eukaryota; Metazoa; Chordata; Amphibia; Anura; Ranidae.
AGGUGGCACUGACUGGCACUGAUGGGUGACACUGAAAGGCAGCUCAGAUGGGCACUGAUAUGUGGCAUUGAUGUGCACCGGUGUGCACUGAUAUGUGGCACUGACGUGGCACUGAUGGGAACUGGCACGAGGCACUGAUGAUCACUGACUGCUGGCACUGAUGGACACUGACAGGUGGCACUUCUGGGGCCACACUGAUCAUCAGGGCACACUGAUCAUCAGUGCCCUGCGGCAUUUCCCUGUUUACAUGUGAUCAGCUGUGAUUGGACACAGCUGAU